Pseudogymnoascus verrucosus is the source of this 1047-nucleotide messenger RNA. RefSeq lists its product as uncharacterized. The coding region runs from base 1 to 1047 and encodes 348 amino acids. Gene Ontology annotation, cellular component: cytoplasm; nucleus. The transcript has 2 exons. NCBI's taxonomy places the organism in Eukaryota, Fungi, Ascomycota, Leotiomycetes, Thelebolales, Thelebolaceae. The record is from RefSeq and is a predicted model, not a curated record.
AUGAUAGUUCCUAACGAGGCCAAUACGCCCCCAAAAAGGCCUCCUUUGGACGCUCGGGAACAGCCCCCGCAAUUUUUGAAAGAUAUCUUCAAGCGCUUCCAAAGGCUCCCCUUAUCUGAGAUUUCUACUGAUUCUCAUAUUUUGGAUUUUACCAAAGAUACUCUGCCUCAAGGGCUAAGGCUUGAUAGAGAGAUCUCGUCGGAUGAUCUACAAUCUAUUUAUCGUCGUUUCGUUGGAGACGGAAAAGAAUUUGAUACUCCAGAAAGCCAGCCUGUUUAUAGCUGCGAAGCAUUGCCAGGUCUACUCAUAUUACCAUCUUUCCUGCCGUCACAGGUCCAAAGGGAACUCUUAUCCCGUCUUCUGCACAGAGAUCUGUCAGAUCCAGAGCACAUGACAAAUGUUCACAUGUUCUACGAUAUGCCCUAUCCAAAGGGCGUUUCUACUCCAGAAGGGACGUCUGAGGCACCUUCAUUCUUCUCAUAUUCGCCGAAGACCAAGACGGUAUUCAAUCCAAAGGACCCUAGUGUCCACAAACCUCUUACGAUGUCAAAAUUCAUGGAGAAGAGUCUCCGAUGGGUUACUCUAGGUGGGCAAUAUGAUUGGACGAACAAAGUCUAUCCGGACGAGGCGCCGCCAGCGUUUCCAACUGAUAUCAAAGACCUACUUGAGGGUAUUUUCCCAGAAAUGAAGGCUCAAGCGGCGAUUGUCAAUUUAUACAGCCCAGGCGAUACGCUUAGCUUACACAGAGACGUCAGCGAAGAGAGCGACAACGGUCUCGUCAGCAUCAGCUUGGGUUGCGACUGCCUUUUCGUUGUGGGUUUGGGCCGAGAUCCGUCCGAUUCCAUUGUGGUGCACCUUCGGUCCGGGGAUGCCUUACUCAUGUCAAGGGAAUCUCGAUUUGCGUGGCACGGCGUACCAAAGAUUUUACCAAGCUCGUGUCCCACAUAUCUCGCGUCGUGGCCUGCAGAAGAUAACCAAUACGAGGAGUGGCGAGACUGGAUGAAAAACAAGAGAAUCAACCUUAACGUUCGGCAAAUGUUCGAUUGA